UUGUCAAGUGCAAGUUCUAGUCAUCAAGAAAACCAUCCAGGAAGAGUUUGGGGAAUUUUUCAUGUGAUGAAGUAUCAUCAUUGGCGCCAUGUGAAAAGAAAGCAUUCACACAAAAAGCAUGAUGAUGGAAAACAUGAAGCUAGAGAUGAAAUUCCAGUGACUUCACAUGAAAUGCCUGAAAAUCAUGGGCCAAUUACAAGACCAUCCAAUGUUGAACAACAAAAGUUAAAGUCCUCUCCACGAAGCAAACAUUCUAUCAAAUCUCGGUUAAAAGCGCUCGUUCAAGAAGAAAUAUACAGAAAGAAGGGUCAACACAAGCGAAGCUCAACAUGUCCAUCGAAGUCACAACUAACUCGUGCCGAUUCAAUGCAUCACAUGGACGUUGAUCCACUCAAUGAGGAGUUGCUGACAUCUAAGAACCCUAAGGCUAAUGGUGAUGUAACAUGCAAUGAAAAAUGUUUAGACUGUGGUACUGUGUUUUCUGCUGACACUUUGGAAAUGAGUAAGAUUCAUAAGCAUAAGAGACAUGACAUAGAUUCCAGUUCUCCUAAUCAAGGUGUUCGAAACGAAAAGCUUAAGUCAAUGAAUGCAAAGAUUCUUACAGCUGAUGCUUCACCCCAUCUUUUCAAGGAUUUUCUUGAUGCUUUGGAUUUGAUGAGCAAAAACAAGGAUUCUGUGUUGAAAUAUAUACAGGAACCUGAAGGUUCUCCUUCAAUUCCGUCUCCGGUUCAUAAUAAACAAGAUCUCAGAAGCAAAUCGAAACGAUCAAACUCUGUUUCGUUUCCUCUGCCGGAUUCUUCAUCAGGAAGUAAGGAUUCUAAUAAGCCUAGACAGCACAAAAUAGAAAAUUCUCCACAACGUUCACCGGAGGUUGCUAGCAAUGUGAGAAUUAAAAGAAAUUUCUUGGAUCUCAAAAAGAAGAUAAUGCAAAUAAUUGAAGAGCGCAAGAAAGAGAAGCAUCGCAUUGCAAUGGAUGCUAUAGUGGACAAAAUCCCUCAAGGAAACAAACCUUCAAAAAUUUCAAAAAAGUACACACAUGAUCCAUUGAAAGACCCCGCAAUUGAUAUAGAAGGGAAAGAAUCUAUGACAAAGAGUUAUAGCAAUCGUCUCUCUUCUUUUUCCUUUAACAAACGUCCUCAAUCUACCAUGAGAACUGAAUCUCUAAAAGAAUCAGCUGGCAGAUAUUCUCAGCUGUAUGAGACUUGUUUCAAUGCUGAAGCCAAUUGUCCUAAGGCGGCUGACACAAUAAAGUUGAAGGCAGAAGAGAAGAGUUCGGUGUUAACGACCCCAAAAACCUUUCAAAGGUUCCAUUCAUUACCUAACAUUACACCCUACCUCAACCAAAGUGAUGAUUCUUCUCUGUUUCUCUCUGCCCAAAAUUCUUUUAGGCAGCGUGAUGGCGAAAGCAUUUUAAGAAGUUUGAACAAUGUUUGUGAUUCAGACGGUGAAGUUUUGCUACGAGCUCUAGAUGACGAUGCAAUUCAAGAAAGCAUCUUGAAUGCUCUUGAACCGAAGAAAACUCUUGUAAGGAGUGAAUCAAUAUCAGAACAAGAUGUUGAUGCUUCAGGAAACUUGAGUGAUAGUGAUGGUGCUUCUUGCUCUGAACUAGUUACUGGACAUGGAGUAGAAUUUCCUCAUAUGCUUGGAGAAGCAAACUCGGUCUUCUCUUGUGACACCAACUUCAUGGAAGACACAUUUGAUCUUGAUAAGUUAAACAUAUUGGACGGUGAGCUAUUUUAUGACACCGAAUCAGAUCAGCAAGAAGUAGUUGGGAGAGGAGAUUACACUCAAAAGUUCCAAACUAUAAGUAAGCGCUUCAAUUACAAAAUUCCAUGUGUUGAAGUUGAUCCAAGCCAUGAAGGUGCAUUCAAUUACGUGAGAAAGGUGUUGGAGCUCUCUGGUUUCACUGGCUCUGAAUCUCUUGAAAUGUGGUAUUCAGAGAAUCAGCCAGUAAAUCCUUCAGUUUAUGAAGAAUUAGAAGGCUGCUUGCUUCUUGAUCCUGAUUGUUCUGGUAAUAUUGAUAAGGGUGGACAAUGUAACCAUUUACUUUUGUUUGAUAUAGUCAAUGAGGGGUUGUUGGAGAUUUUUGGAAGAUCAUAUUGCUAUUACCCUAGAUCAUUAUCUUCACUCUCCCAUGUUCAUCCAUUGCCAGUAGGAGAAAAUGUUCUAAGAAAAGUAUGGGCACUUAUUAGCUGGAACCUUAGAUCAACAUCUGAGCCUUACCCAUCAUUGGAUUACUAUGUGAGUAGAGAUCUUGCAAAAGAUGAUGGGUGGAUGAAUCUCCAAUUUGAUUCUGAAUGUGUGGCCCUUGAGCUUGAUGACUUGAUUUUUGAUGAUCUACUAGAGGAAAUUAUACGCACUUAGCUUAGCUUAACCUAAGCUUUUUUUUUCUUGUU
This is a messenger RNA of Arachis duranensis, 2396 nucleotides long. RefSeq lists its product as uncharacterized. NCBI's taxonomy places the organism in Eukaryota, Viridiplantae, Streptophyta, Magnoliopsida, Fabales, Fabaceae. Bases 67 to 2364 code for a protein of 765 amino acids. The transcript has 4 exons. The record is from RefSeq and is a predicted model, not a curated record.